AUGUCAUGGUUAGUAUCAGAACCUCGCUCCCACACUCACCUACCUCGGACUUCCACGCUGCAUCUCUCACUCCACGAGGACACCGUGUUGGAGCGCAAUACGCCAGCCACCACGGUUGGUUCAAUCACCCACGCCGACACUCACGUUCAUGCGAACGGCACCUUUGUUCACAUGAACGCCACUUACCCGAUGCAGAAGGAAGAACUCCACACGUACGAACGCCAACUCACACUCAUGUUCAUGCGAACGCUACUCACCUAUACUGCAUACUGA
This is a messenger RNA of Pelobates cultripes (western spadefoot toad), 273 nucleotides long. NCBI's taxonomy places the organism in Eukaryota, Metazoa, Chordata, Amphibia, Anura, Pelobatidae. The record is from the annotation of a GenBank genome assembly.